ACUACAAAUCGUGUACAGCACAUACAUAUCACAGAUUCAUAUGCGUAUGAACGUACGCACGGAGGGGGUACGCGUACGUAUGGUACGCUAUGCAUGAGAGAAUCGUGAAUCGUAGAUACUUAAAUUAUUUUGAGUAAAAUGGCAAAUUCGAUGGGUGCUGUUGGAUGGGAAGAUUUAAGAAAACAGGCUCGACACCUUGAAAAUGAGAUCGAAGCAAAACUUGUCGCAUUUAACAAAUUGGGCGUUAAUGCAGGAUCUAUUCAUGCAAGUAGCGAUACAGUUCCCUUACUUGAUGAAGAACACGUUUUUGAAAAUAUGGCCACCGAGAUAGAAUCUUUGGUAGCAAAGCUGUCAACAGUAAAUGAUCGCAUGGGAGAAAUAAAACCAAAUGGAGCUCCUAUGCUGCAUACGAUGCAACGUCAUAGAGAAAUUUUAAAGGAUUAUAAGCUAGAAUUGAAUAAAACUCAAACCAACUUUACUGCAAAACGAGAUAGAGAAGAUCUUUUAGGAAGUGUGCGAAAGGAAAUUGAUAAUUAUAAAAGUGGGAAUGGUCUAAACAGGAGGGAGCAGUACUUGAAAGAGAGCCAACAUUUACAUAACUCCGAUAGACUGGUUAAUGACCAAAUAAGUAUAGCAGUGGAGACGCGAGACCACUUAGUAUCUCAGCGGCAUACCUUUAAACGAAUUCAAACCCGUUUCAACGAUAUCUCCAAUCGGUUUCCAGCUGUUAAUAGUUUGCUACAAAGAAUAAACAUACGCAAACGUCGUGACUCGAUCAUUUUAGGACUGAUUAUUGGAUUUUGUACGUUUCUAAUGUUACUGUAUGCUUUUGGUUCAUCAUAAAAUUUUAGGAGGUGUAACCAAACAUUGGGUGUAUAUAGAUUGGAAAAAAUAGGAAAGUACAUUGCCGCUAGUUUUUUUUUUUCCCAUGUAUGUUGUAUGGCAGGAUGUUUCAGAAAUCAGUGUUUUUUUCGUAAGUCGAGCACAUCCGAUAUGUGAAAAAUCUAUCCCCAUAUUGCGCAAUUGAACGAGUGCCAAAAGUCAUUGUUAUUCUGAAAAUAUUUUCAAUUCGUCCAAUGAUGGGACAUUUUUUUUCAUUAUAUGUACCAAGUCCGGGUUAAUUUCAUACCUAUUAAUUCACCAGUGCCAAGCUUUUCUUGGCCAUUCACUACCACUGUAUAAUUAUGGGCGCACAAUAUUUUUUCAUGCGCAGAUCUAUUCCAUGUAAUUGGUGAGUGAUUAAACAAACUUACUCUCAGGAGACUUGGUGAUUUUUUUUAUCUUGUAUUGUUGAUGUUUACUUAUUGAAUUUAUAUCUUUUUUCCAUUCAAAUUAAUUAUAGAGGCUACUCGAAAUGUACACAUGAACACAGCCUAUGUUAGAUUUCCGUAAUGGAAUAGUUUAUUGAAAUGAUUCGGUAAGUACAUUAAUGUGCUGGUGAUUAUGUAUCAUAUGUAAAUAUAGCAGACUGAAAUAAAGAGUACACAUAAUUUUUAA
Molecule: messenger RNA, 1497 nt
Organism: Athalia rosae (coleseed sawfly)
Lineage: Eukaryota; Metazoa; Arthropoda; Insecta; Hymenoptera; Athaliidae
Gene: Gos28
Product: Golgi SNAP receptor complex member 1
Exons: 5
Coding region: 139-843 (234 amino acids)
Biological process (GO): endoplasmic reticulum to Golgi vesicle-mediated transport; vesicle fusion
Cellular component (GO): Golgi medial cisterna; Golgi membrane; SNARE complex
Molecular function (GO): SNAP receptor activity
Source: RefSeq, a predicted model, not a curated record